Messenger RNA from Xenia sp. Carnegie-2017, 615 nucleotides. RefSeq lists its product as uncharacterized. Bases 1 to 615 code for a protein of 204 amino acids. The record is from RefSeq and is a predicted model, not a curated record. Lineage: Eukaryota; Metazoa; Cnidaria; Anthozoa; Malacalcyonacea; Xeniidae. The transcript has a single exon.
AUGGAAUUAAAGGAAAGUGACUCACCCGUGGUAGUACCCCCUCGUAAGGUACCUUUUGCCCUAAAAGCUCGACUGAAGAAUGAACUGGACCACAUGGAACAACUGGGUAUAAUUGAAAAAGUCGAAAAAUCUACAGACUGGGUAAAUGCUUUGGUUGUCGUCAAAAAGCCCAAUGGAAAAUUACGCAUUUGCCUUGAUCCCUGUCCCUUAAAUCAGGCUAUAAAACGCCAGCAUUAUCGAUUACCCACCACAGAAGAAAUAACAUCUCAAAUGAGUGGCGCCAAAGCCUUCAGUAAACUCGAUGCAAGUAAUGGAUAUUGGCAGAUAGCAGUAGAUGAUUCAACCUCUGACCUCCUUACCUUUGGCACAGCGUUCGGGCGAUACAGGUUUAAGAGAAUGCGAUAUAGGAUUCACUCAGCUAGUGAGAUUUUCCUACUUCAAAUCUCCAAGAUUAUUGCGGGCUGCGAAGGUUGUGCCAACUCUCAGGAUGAUAUGAUUGUUUGGGGAGAAACUAAAGAAAUCCAUGAUCAGCGCUUACAGAAAGUCCUUGCUCUGAUCAAAGAAAGUGGACUGAAAUUGAACAGGCAAAAUGCAUCUUUGGUGCAACUGAAUUAA